CUUCAACUAAAAAGUAACAUGUCAUACUCAUCUCUUCUUUCUCUUCUUUUUUUUGUGCUCAAAAAUCUAUUUCCUAACUUUGCUUUAGGCGUAGAUUGCGGGGUCUAAAGUGGUACUACUCUCAAUCUUCAAAAUUUCCUAACUUUUUAUUCAUACCAAAUACCAAAUAACAAUAAACCUCACAAAUAAAAAACGAUGAAAUUUUUUCAAGUAAAUAGCAAAACCCCAUCUUGUCAUGGCAUCAAGAAUCUUAUUUUAAUCUCUUGUUUUGCUUGCACAAUUUAUUUUCUAUAUCCAUUCAUACUUGUCCCAAAUUCCAAUUUUCUUGAUCAUUCCUUUGUAUCAAGACAUGAUCAACAAUUUGAUUUAUCAUCAUCAAUUACUCUUCAAAAUGUCGUUUUUGGAAUUGCAUCUAAUUCCAAAUCAUGGUCAAAGAGAAAAGAAUAUGUUAAACUAUGGUGGAAGCCAAAUGAAAUGAGGGGUUGUGUGUUUCUUGAAAAAGAAUUGCCUAGUACUACUACAAAUGAUUCAAUAUUUCUUCCUCCAAUUUGUAUUUCAGAGGACAUUUCAAGAUUCCCAUAUACAAAUAGAGGUGGGAGUCCAUCAGCAAUUAGAGUGGCACGUGUGGUAUCAGAGACAGUCACGCUUAAUCUUAAUCAUUCAGAUAUCAAGUGGUUUGUUUUUGGAGAUGACGACACUAUUUUUUUCCAAGAAAAUUUGGUUAAGACGUUGUCUAAGUAUGACAAUGGGCUUUGGUAUUACAUUGGGUCAAAUUCAGAAAGUUUUAUACAAAACAAGGUUUUCUCAUUUGGUAUGGCAUUUGGUGGUGCUGGUUUUGCUAUAAGUUAUCCAUUGGCUAAGGUUUUGGCUAGAGUUUUUGAUUCAUGUAUAGAGAGAUAUCCACAUCUUUAUGGAAGUGAUGGUAGAAUUCAUGCUUGUUUGACAGAACUUGGUGUUACAUUAACACAUGAGCCAGGCUUCCAUCAGAUGGAUUUUCAAGGAAAUGCAUUUGGAUUUUUGGCUUCACAUCCCAUUAGACCUUUGGUAUCUUUACAUCACAUGGAGAAAAUUGAUCCAAUUUUCCCUAACAUGUCAAGAAUGAAGGCCUUGCAACAUUUGUACCAUGCUGCAAAUUUUGAUCCUCAGAGGAUUUUGCAGCAAACAGUAUGUUACGAUCGACGAUUUUCGUGGACCGUGUCAGUGUCAUGGGGCUAUGUUGUACAAGUUUUUGAGCUCAAUGUACAUUUGCCUGAUGCACAACGCGUGCAGGAGAGCUACUUGCCCUGGAAAAAGAAUGCUUAUGGUACACUUUAUGAGUUUACUACAAGGAAAUUUGAGGUUGAUCCAUGUAGAAGGCAAUUUGUUUAUUUCUUGGAUGAAGUGGCUUUGGGGGUUGAUGUGAUCAAGACUAUUUACAAGAAGAAAACAUAUGAAAAUUGCACAUUUAGCAAGAAUUCACCAACAAAACUACAAGAAAUUAGAGUGUUCUCCACCAAGUUAGAGCUUGACCAGAAACAGUUGCUAGCACCAAGAAGGCAUUGCUGUGAUCUAUUACCUUCUACAUCUGAUAAAGUGAUGGAAAUAGGGAUAAGAGAAUGCAAGGAAGAUGAACUUAUUUACAUGCACAAUUAGAGAUUUUGUGUGAAUUUUAACCAAUGGGUAAACUGGAGAUCAAAGAAAGUUUUGAGCAGAAAAAUUCUUUUUUUCUUUGCUUGUGACAAAAUAAAUUAGGGAAUUCAGAGUCAGAUAAAUAAAUUAGGAAAAUCAUAGUUUUUUAGAAUUGUUAUUGUAUAUGUAUUUAGUCAGUUUAAAUAUAUACUUUACUAAAGCAAUUUAGGGAGCUUUUAGGACUUUUCUUGAUUUACCUGUGAGUUAAUCAAGAAAAAUCUCAAAUUUGACUGGAAGUUAAAGAUUUUUUUAAUUAGCGUAAAUAUUUUUUAUACUAUUUCUUUAU
Solanum dulcamara is the source of this 1954-nucleotide messenger RNA. RefSeq lists its product as uncharacterized. Gene Ontology annotation, molecular function: acetylglucosaminyltransferase activity. NCBI's taxonomy places the organism in Eukaryota, Viridiplantae, Streptophyta, Magnoliopsida, Solanales, Solanaceae. The record is from RefSeq and is a predicted model, not a curated record. Bases 196 to 1632 code for a protein of 478 amino acids. The transcript has 3 exons.